Messenger RNA from Carassius gibelio (silver crucian carp), 2902 nucleotides. Its product is annotated as ribonuclease inhibitor-like. Gene Ontology annotation, molecular function: protein binding. Lineage: Eukaryota; Metazoa; Chordata; Actinopteri; Cypriniformes; Cyprinidae. The transcript has 14 exons. The coding region runs from base 97 to 2268 and encodes 723 amino acids. The record is from RefSeq and is a predicted model, not a curated record.
UUCUCUUUUAGGCUAAAUGAUUGUGGCUUAACAGACAAAAGCUGUCCAGCUCUGGCUUCAGUUCUUGGAUCAGAUACCAAUCUGAAAGAGCUGAACAUGAACCAUAAUUAUCUGCAGGAUUUAGGAGUGAAGCUGCUCUGCACUGGACUUAAGGAUAUAAAUUGCAAACUAGAGAUACUGAGUCUGAAGAACAACUGUAUCACAGAAGGAGGGUGUCAUGUUCUGGCUGCAGCUCUAAAUUCAAACCCUUCAAAUCUGACAGAGCUGGAUCUGAGCAGGAAUCAAAUAGGAGACUCUGGAGUGACAGAAAUUUCCAGUCUGCUGAGAAAUUCACAGACACUACAGAUACUCAGACUUUCAGACUGCAGUAUCACUGAAGAAGGUUAUAAAGCUCUGUCUUCAGCUCUGAGAUCAAACCCUUCACACCUGAUAGAGCUGGAUCUCACAGGAAAUGAUCCUGGAGAAUCAGGAGUGAAGCAGCUCAGUGAUUUACUACAGGAUCCAAACUAUCAACUCAAGACACUGAGGUUUUUGGGUCCUGCUGCAGAUGAAGGCUGUCAGUAUGUGACUGGAAUUGUGGGUAAAAACCCGUUACUCCUGAGAGAGCUGGAUCUGAGUGGACAUAAACUAGGAGACACAGGAGUGAAUCAGAUCUCUGCUCUACUGCAGGAUAAACACUGUACACUCAACACACUGAAUCUGUGUGGAUGCAGUAUUACAGAGAAACAGUGUCUCAUCCUGACUUCAGCUCUGAAAUCAAACCCAUCACACCUGAGAAAACUAAACCUGAGCGGGAAUGAGCUACUAGGAGACUCUGGAGUGAAACACCUCAGUGAUCUACUGAUGAACACACAAUUCAAGCUGGAGAAACUACAUCUGUGUGGAUGCAGUAUUACAGAGAAACAGUGUCUCAUCCUGACUUCAGCUCUGAAAUCAAACCCAUCACACCUGAGAGAACUGGACCUGAGCUGUAAUGAACUACUAGGAGACUCUGGAGUGAAACACCUCAGUGAUCUACUGAUGAACACACAAUUCAAGCUGGAGAAACUAGAUCUGUGUGGAUGCAGAUUUACAGAGAAACAGUGUCUCAUCCUGACUUCAGCUCUGAAAUCAAACCCAUCACACCUGAGAGAACUGAACCUGGGCUGGAAUCAAAUAAAAAACACAGGACUGAAUCACUUAUGUGACGUACUGAAGGAUUCACGCUGUAAACUGGAGAGAUUGAGACUUUCAGACUGCAGUAUCACUGAAGAAGGUUAUAAAGCUCUGUCUUCAGCUCUGAGAUCAAACCCUUCACACCUGAUAGAGCUGGAUCUCACAGGAAAUGAUCCUGGAGAAUCAGGAGUGAAGCAGCUCAGUGAUUUACUACAGGAUCCAAACUAUCAACUCAAGACACUGAGGUUUUUGGGUCCUGCUGCAGAUGAAGGCUGUCAGUAUGUGACUGGAAUUGUGGGUAAAAACCCGUUACUCCUGAGAGAGCUGGAUCUGAGUGGACAUAAACUAGGAGACACAGGAGUGAAUCAGAUCUCUGCUCUACUGCAGGAUAAACACUGUACACUCAACACACUGAAUCUGUGUGGAUGCAGUAUUACAGAGAAACAGUGUCUCAUCCUGACUUCAGCUCUGAAAUCAAACCCAUCACACCUGAGAAAACUAAACCUGAGCGGGAAUGAGCUACUAGGAGACUCUGGAGUGAAACACCUCAGUGAUCUACUGAUGAACACACAAUUCAAGCUGGAGAAACUACAUCUGUGUGGAUGCAGUAUUACAGAGAAACAGUGUCUCAUCCUGACUUCAGCUCUGAAAUCAAACCCAUCACACCUGAGAGAACUGGACCUGAGCUGUAAUGAACUACUAGGAGACUCUGGAGUGAAACACCUCAGUGAUCUACUGAUGAACACACAAUUCAAGCUGGAGAAACUAGAUCUGUGUGGAUGCAGAUUUACAGAGAAACAGUGUCUCAUCCUGACUUCAGCUCUGAAAUCAAACCCAUCACACCUGAGAGAACUGAACCUGGGCUGGAAUCAAAUAAAAAACACAGGACUGAAUCACUUAUGUGACGUACUGAAGGAUUCACGCUGUAAACUGGAGAGAUUGAGUCUUUAUUACUGUGACAUUACAGAUGUUUCUUCUUUAACUCAGUCUUUGACGAACACAAAAGCUCUGCAGUUUCUAAAAGAGCUUGAUCUGAGAUAUAAUAAGAUUGGAGACUCAAAGCAGAAGCUCAUUGAUGUGCUACGAGACUCAAACUGUAAACUGAGUCUCUGAUAGCGAUCCAUCACCGAAAGUCCCAUCAAUCACAAGAAAUACCUCAUUGAGUUCAAUCACCGAAAGCUGAUAAAUGCUGUAUCUCAUAAAGUGAUGUGUUCUUGAGAGGAGCAGUAAACAUCAGCUGAAGAUCCACAGAAGAGCUUCACUACAGUGUCUAUGAGGAGAAAUAAAUGUGUGAUAAAUGUGUAAAUGUGAUCCAUACAGGUGAAGAGACUGAGACUUUACAAUCAAAUAAUGCAGCAUGUGUGUUAGAAACAUGAUAUUGAAUGAUUAAUAUUGCUUUAGUAUUCAAGCAGAUGAUCAUUGUGUUUAAUGUAAAGCUGGAACAGAGGAGGAAGAAGCUCAGAUGAGUCUGUCUGGCUCUUCAGUUUAAUAAUAUUUCUAUUAAACUCAUUCAUAAUGAUUCAAAUGUUUAAAUGUGAUUGUCAAGUGCAGCUCUUAAAUGUGUCAAAAGAUAUAAAGCAAAUCUACAAUGUGUGAAACUUCUCAUGUUUUCGACACAUUAUUAUUCUAUUUUACUUUAUAUUUAGUUGUGUGUCUGUUGUUAAUGUACAUGUAUCCAGUAUAUAGUCUUUGUUCUGUGGAUGGAGUCUCUCCUUCAUCAAAUCAACUAAACAUUUUCACAAGUUAA